AUGAAUGAAUGCCCAGUUUGCGGCGCAGCUAAAACUAGAAUGGAAAGGCAUCUUGUCGACGUUCAUGGAUUUUCGCAAAACCAAAUUGUGAAAUUUAAGGCUCAGAAGAAAAGCCAAAGAAUUACCGCAUCGGGAAAGCCAAUAAACAACUGUGACUACUGCGAUACCACGUUCAACAGUGUGACAGAGAAAGUUGAUGGUGUGACAGUUGAACACUGUUUCAACUAUCUCGAACAUGAGAUAGUCUCGCUGUUAAGGGAUGGUCUCACCUCACAAGAGAUGAUGUAG
Molecule: messenger RNA, 288 nt
Organism: Necator americanus (New World hookworm)
Lineage: Eukaryota; Metazoa; Nematoda; Chromadorea; Rhabditida; Ancylostomatidae
Exons: 2
Coding region: 1-288 (95 amino acids)
Source: RefSeq, a predicted model, not a curated record